Messenger RNA from Musca domestica (house fly), 3535 nucleotides. It is a transcript of the gene Sobp, whose product is annotated as sine oculis-binding protein homolog. Gene Ontology annotation, biological process: animal organ development. Gene Ontology annotation, cellular component: nucleus. NCBI's taxonomy places the organism in Eukaryota, Metazoa, Arthropoda, Insecta, Diptera, Muscidae. The transcript is spliced from 4 exons. The record is from RefSeq and is a predicted model, not a curated record. Bases 691 to 3288 code for a protein of 865 amino acids.
CAGACUUUGUUGCGUAAAGACGACGACGGCGUAGCGUACGACGUGUUGAACAAAGUUUUAUUCUUUGAUGUGAUUUUUCUCCUGCCUGAAGAGGUGAAUUUUCGAAAUAGUAGUCAGCGGAAAAAAAAACAAAAUAAUAUUCAAACGUUUAUAAAUAUCAAAAAUCAAAAGUUAAAAAUAACUAAUGAAUUAAAAAAAAACGAAAUAAAACAAUGACGACGCGUUAAAAUAUAAAAACAAAAAUUAAAUACACAAAUGACGAAAUAAUUAAGAAAAAUAUACCAAAUUGUUUUUUUCGUCGUUCUGCUAUUUUGGAAUUACAAAAACAAAACAAAAAGAAAGAAAUAAAUUCAAUAUUAAGUGGAAAACCCCCAAGUGAAAGGAAAAUCAUAUUCAAAAAAAAAAAAAAAAAGUCAUCAUCAACAUCCAAAAAGAAAUCAAAGAAGCAAAAUUCUAUUUUUAAAAACAAAUGAAAUCAACAGCAUUUAAAGCCAAAGAAGAAAUAUAUAUGGCAUAGUGGAUACAAACAACCAAACAACUACUAGUUUGGUGGGCCACAGAUUUUUGAAUAAAAGUGAAAUUAAAUUUCUUUUUAUUUGGUGCGGCAAUUCGCGGAAAGUCAACAGCGUCCAGAUAAAAACAAAAAAGAAAAACGCACGGAGAACAGUGUUUAGAAAAUAAAACAAAAAAAUGUCUACCAAGACAUCUUCCCUUAACGCGAGUGCUAAUAGUUCGCCCAACAGUCCAAUGAGUAAUUCGGGGAGCCAAGGGACUACCACACCAACCGUAGUAAAAAUUAAAAAGGAAUUACCCAGUGAUGAAAUUAAGGAAUUUGCUGAAAACACAAUGAACGAAUUGCUGGGUUGGUAUGGAUUCGAUAGUGUCGAUCGCCUGGACAUCUCUGCGAAAACAUCAAAACUGUUGCAAACUGCCGGUCUAAUCAAUGCCCAACAGCAGCAGCAUCAACAACACCAGAUGGAGCGGCGUCGUAGCCGAAGUAAUCGUGCAAAUGCUCUGAUGCAAAUCCAACAGCAGCAGCAACAACAACAAAAUGAUCAUUUACGUACAAGUCUGGCUGGUGGCAGUAGCGCCACUAAAAACAACCACAACAGUAUUGCUAAUAGCACCAGCAGCAACAACAACAACAAUACCACCACAUGCAGCAGCACCACCACCCGCAAUAAUUAUCGUGGCAAUGAUAGCACAGCCUCGGAUCAUGACACACGCAGCUCACGGGAUGAUGAUUCGAAAAGUCCACAUUCUACGGGUUUGCUAACAGCAGCGCCAUCUGCAUUUGAUGAAAAAUCAGAAAAUUGCUGUUGGUGCCGGCGUCCAGUGCCCGAAAAUGCUCCCGAAUUCUUGACCACCUCCGAUGGACCCCGCUAUUGCUCCGAAUCAUGUUUUACGCAAAGCCGCAGGGCCUCCUUUAAGAAGGCCAAAACCUGCGAUUGGUGCAAACACAUUCGUCAUGCCGUCAGCUAUGUGGAUUUUCAUGAUGGUGCUACCCAGCUACAGUUUUGCUCCGACAAAUGCCUAAAUCAAUAUAAAAUGCAAAUAUUUUGCAAAGAGACCCAGGCCCAUUUGGAUAUGAAUCCGCAUUUAAAGGAGCAGGGCCUGGAGGCGGCCAGCAAUGGUGCAAAUUUAAUAACACCUGAUUUGUGGUUGAAAAAUUGUCGCAGUCGCUCGGCCUCACCGGCAUCGACAGUGUCCACAUCGCCCAUACCCAGCAGUUGUGGCGGGAAUCUAGCAGAACGGCCAGUUAUGCGGCCAAACAGUCCCUUAAGUCCACCGGGCAAGCUUACGGCAGGUGGCAACAAUCCAACGCAACACUCAACAUCUGUUUCAGGAACCUACAAACCCUUGAUCUCAGUGGCUCCAGUCUCCAAAUUAAUGUCCAAAAGUCCGGGCAUAAUAGCAAGCGCACGCCAAUCCCCCAAACAUAAUCGCAAGAAAAGACCCCUAAAGGCGUGUCCAUCCACGGAAGUUUUGAAUAAUCGCCCAGAACCAAAGGCAGGUGCCAGUGGUAACAGUUGUCCCAGCCUCAAACCCAAAUCGUUGUUACCACCCCUGGCAGAGGCAACUCGUGGUGGCAGUUUAACUCAGAACCAGACACCCUCCCUGACUCAAUUUGCUGCCUCCUGUGUCCAAGAUUUACACAUGAAUGUGCCACCUUUGUCACCAAUGUUGGAAAGUCCUGCCGGAUCACAACCCAGCACGCCCCACAAUUUACCACCUCCUCCUGGGAUGGCAACAAAUGGUGGGGGGGGACGUAGUACCACCAUACCAACGGCUUUCUUUGCCACCCCACCCAAUUUGGGAACGGCAUCACAAGCGGGACCACUGCCUCCCCCACCCAUGGGAGCAGCAUUUCCACCACGACCUCCACCAUCAUUUAUGGCCACACCUGGUGGCCCCUGGCCAAGAUUUUUGGGUAAUUUCAUGGGUUUGCCACAGGCACCAAGUGUGAUACCACCCGAUUUGUCAGCAUUUAAUGCUUUAGUUGGUACCCCGCCUCCAGUGACCGUAAUGGUGCCAUAUCCUGUUAUUAUUCCCCUGCCCAUACCCAUACCAGUACCCCUGCCAGUGGUGGAUUUUUAUAAGGCCUAUAUGACAGCCGAGGAACGGCAAAAGUUCGAUGAGCAACAGAAUAUUAAAAAGGAAUCAGCGGCCGACAACUGUUCGGCAAAUGAUGAGCCUUUAGACUUUACCAAGACAAAGGAGUGCUGCCAAGAAAAUACCGAAAUACCAAAUGAAACAAGAAAAUCCAGCUUUUCCCCAGACGAAGCCACGGAGGAGACAAGAGAAGAACAGCCGGAAGAAGAACCCGAAACAUCUCAAACGAAUACGACCACAAAUUCUCCCAGCAAUGAAGAUGGGGUCGCAGCCUCCACAAUUCUACAUUGUGUCAUUAGCUCAGCCAGUCCACCAGAAAAAUCACGCAACCAGGAAGAAAACUCUCCCAGUGCCACUGGCCACACUCAGACGACGGAGGAGGUAAACGCCGAUGAUACAGCCAACGAAGAAAACAAUCAGAGGUUACCGAAAUUGAAAAUAACCCGAUUACAAACCAAACGAACUCUCAUACAAACCAAAGAAUCUGAAUGCUCAAGACCGUUGCGCAAGCGUAAACGCAUUAUAGACUGUGAUUUUCAAAAGAUCGCAACAACGAAGGAAUCAUUCGACGACGAAGACAAUGACGAUGAAACCCAUAAGAAUUGUGAACCGCCGAACAAUACACGAACGACGACUGAUGUGGAAAUAGUAAAGGGCCAACAGAAUAACAAAUAAUUGAUAAAUGCAAUCUAACCCAUCAAAACCCAACCCAACCAAUAAAAGCAAAAAAGCACUAAGUGCUUGAAAAAAGUAUUACCGAACAAUAGGGCAACAAAUAUAAUAGAAGUUUUCGAAUUUUGUAUUUUUAUGUAUGUUUAUUUAAGUAAAAAAAAGUGUAACAAAAUCCAUGCUGCUUUUAGUUUUUAUUUAAUUUUGUAGUUUUCUUUUUGUAAUUUAUGAAAUAAAUACGUAAUAAUUUUAA